This is a messenger RNA of Trematomus bernacchii (emerald rockcod), 977 nucleotides long. It is a transcript of the gene guk1b, whose product is annotated as guanylate kinase 1b. The coding region runs from base 1 to 594 and encodes 197 amino acids. Gene Ontology annotation, cellular component: cytosol. Gene Ontology annotation, molecular function: GMP kinase activity. NCBI's taxonomy places the organism in Eukaryota, Metazoa, Chordata, Actinopteri, Perciformes, Nototheniidae. Gene Ontology annotation, biological process: purine nucleotide metabolic process. The record is from RefSeq and is a predicted model, not a curated record. The transcript has 7 exons.
AUGUCUGGACCAAGACCCGUGGUGCUGAGCGGCCCCUCCGGAGCGGGGAAGAGCACUCUGAUGAAGAGGCUGAUGAAGGAGCACGAGGGCAUCUUCGGCUUCAGCGUGUCACACACAACAAGAAACCCACGACCAGGAGAGGAACACGGCAAAGACUACCACUAUACUACCAGAGAGGUCAUGCAGGACGGAAUUGACAAAGGAGACUUCAUCGAGAACGCAGAGUUCUCCGGCAACCUGUAUGGAACAAGUAAAGCGGCCAUUCAAGACGUGAUCGACAAGAACCUGAUGUGCAUCCUCGAUGUGGACAUCCAGGGAGUGAGGAGGAUCAAAGAGACCGAGCUGAACCCCAUCUACAUCUCCAUCCAGCCCCCCUCCAUGGACAUCCUGGAGAAGCGUCUGCGGGACAGACAGACGGAGACGGAGGAGAGUUUACAGAAGCGUCUGGAAGCAGCUCGCAUCGACAUGGAGCUCAGCAACGAGCCAGGGGUGUUUGAUGUGGUCAUCAUCAACGAUGACUUAGAGAGAGCUUACGAGGAGCUGAGAGACAUCCUCAGUGACGAAAUCCAGAAAGUGAAGGAGGUGAAAUCAUAAGGAGGGAAAUCUUUCUGCUGUUGUGACUGGCCUGAAUAACUUCAUCUACACCGACUGCAUCACAAUUUCACAGAUACACUUGGUCUUUAUCAUCUAAAAGUUGGCCCUCACCUCACACCAAUAUGAAGCACACAUCAUUAUCCCCAGUCAGAACAUCACUGCAAAGAUAUGACACUUUCAUUAGUUUUGUUGUAUUCUUGGUAGAAAUGAAUACACUCGUAGUUAAGUACAUGACUGUAAAACUACUAUUAUAUUAACUAAAUAUUUACUGCUGCCAAUGUCUUAAAUAUGGAGGAACGUCGAGAUAAAAUGACUGAAUUUAAAACAUUCGCAUGUAAGUUUGUGUUAAAAAAGGCUGAAUAAAGAAUGUGAAGCCAACCGGA